Molecule: messenger RNA, 4676 nt
Organism: Ceratitis capitata (Mediterranean fruit fly)
Lineage: Eukaryota; Metazoa; Arthropoda; Insecta; Diptera; Tephritidae
Gene: ATP8A
Product: probable phospholipid-transporting ATPase IA
Exons: 15
Coding region: 16-4335 (1439 amino acids)
Biological process (GO): phospholipid translocation
Cellular component (GO): plasma membrane
Molecular function (GO): ATPase-coupled intramembrane lipid carrier activity; ATP binding; ATP hydrolysis activity
Source: RefSeq, a predicted model, not a curated record
AGCAGCUUCAGCAGCAUGUCCCGCGAGGUAAACUUCAAUCGUCAAUCCCUUGAGCUACGUAAUCAGGAGUCCACAUUAUUGCCCGCAAUCAAUGCGCAUGCUGUUCGGGGCGACAUCAAUAUCAGCAAUACUGAAACACUGUCGAGUACUGGCAAUGCCUCCGCUGCCGCCGCCGCCGCCGCCUCCGCCAAUUUCGGUGCCAGCGGCUUGAACGCAGCACCCCAACGUCGCCGCCAGCGCAAAGGCAUUACACAACGACAGGAUUCAUGGUUUCGACAUUCCAUGCCACCAGCGUUGACGCGUGAUUUCGAGUCCAUUGAGAAUUUGGCGCAGAAUACCACCAACGGCUUGGACGAACAGUUGGCCGCCUCGCUUUCCGGCCGCUUUGGCGCUUCGACAUCCGCAUCAUUGGCUGCUUCGCAAGCGGCGCAUAAUGGCGGUGGUAGUGGCAGUUUGACGUUGUGUGGCUUUGGCAUUGGCGGUCUCGGUGGCUUUGGUGGCAGUGUGCAGAGUGGUAGUGGCGGUGGUGGUGGUGGUGUUGGUGGCGUUUGCAAUCGUCUCGGCGGUGGCAUCAUCAAUCUCAAUAGUGCCAAUAGCAAUUUGGGUUUCAUCGAUUCGGAUGAAUCGAAUCUCAAUACACCGAUAACACCGCUCGCCUCAAACUCAGCCUCGAUUUAUGGUGGGCUACAGCAGCAGAGUUCGGUAUCGGCUGCCUCGGUGGCUGGCACUAUUUCUUCGUCGAAUGCCAUGGGUAAUGGUGGUGGUGGUGGUGGUGGCGCUAACGGUGGUGCAGCGAGUUGUCGUAGGCAUCGAUCGAAACGGCGCAAAGAUUCAAGAGCCUCAGUACUGUCAAAACAAAGCGGUAAUAGUGUGCGUAGUCGCGCCUCGGCAUUGGCAGCUAGAGCUGGCCUACGUAUGACGGCGUCAUUUUUGCGCAAAAAGCGAAAAGAGUAUGAAGACGAUGAGGACCUUACAACAACGGCAGCAGCGGCGGAUGAUACGGAUAGACGAAUAAUAUUUUUGAAUCGGCCGCAAAUUCAGAAGUUUUGCAACAAUAACAUAUCAACAGCGAAAUAUAGUUUUAUAAGCUUUUUACCAUCGUUCCUUUUUGAACAAUUUAGACGUUAUUCAAAUUGUUUUUUCCUAUUAAUUGCAUUAUUACAACAAAUUCCGGAUGUCUCACCGACGGGUCGUUAUACAACAUUGGUACCAUUAAUAUUCAUUUUAUCGGUGAGCGGUAUUAAAGAGAUCGUGGAAGAUAUUAAGCGACAUCGCGCAGAUAAUGAAAUUAAUCAUCGAAUGGUGGAAGUGCUGCGAGAUGGCGCAUGGACCUCGGUGCGAUGGCGGGAUAUUGGUGUGGGCGACAUAGUUAAAAUACCCAAUAAUAUAUUCUUUCCUGCUGAUAUACUAUUGCUGUCGUCGAGUGAACCCCAAGCGAUGUGUUUCAUUGAAACCGCCAAUUUGGAUGGUGAAACCAAUUUGAAAAUACGUCAAGGUGUACCAGCAACAGCGAAAUGCUUGGAAACGAAAGAUCUGCUGCAAUUGGAUGGCACCGUCGAGUGUGAGCUGCCAAAUCGUCAUCUCUACGAAUUCAAUGGUGUGCUCAAGGAGUCGAAUAAGCCCACCGUUGCUCUCGGUCCCGAUCAGAUAUUGCAACGCGGCGCCGUUUUACGUAAUACCGCUUGGAUAUUCGGCGUUGUCAUCUACACUGGACACGAUACGAAACUUAUGAAAAACUCUACCUCAGCACCAUUAAAACGUUCAACCGUCGACACUGUAACGAAUACGCAAAUAUUAAUGUUAUUCGUUAUUCUGGUCGUUUUGUCGUUGACCAGUGCGAUAUUGAACUUUUUCUGGACCCGUGAUUAUGCGAAAGUGUUUUGGUAUUUGGGCAUAAGCGAGGACAUAAAAAGUAAAAACGCUGGCUAUAAUCUCUUAACCUUCUUUAUUCUGUACAAUAAUCUUAUUCCGAUAUCCUUGCAAGUAACACUGGAGUUAGUGCGAUUUCUGCAGGCCAUUUUCAUCAACUUCGACAUACAUAUGUACUAUGCGGAAACCGAUACGCCGGCAAUGGCGCGUACCUCUAACCUCAAUGAGGAGCUGGGCAUGGUCAAGUACAUAUUUUCGGAUAAGACAGGCACACUAACGCGUAAUGUAAUGGUUUUCAAAAAAUGCUCGGUAGCGCGUUACAUGUAUGAACCGGGUAAUACGCCAGAGGAAUCGACUAUAGUGCAGAAUCUACUUGGCAAUCACAACACCGCGCCGAUCAUCAGAGAGUUCCUCACACUACUCGCCGUCUGUCACACCGUCAUACCGGAAAAAUUCGAUGACGGCUCCAUUAUCUAUCAUGCCGCCAGCCCCGAUGAACGCGCCAUUAUCGAAGGUGCACGCAUGUUUGGUUUCAUCUUCGAAUCACGCACGCCACAUUAUGUGGAGAUAAAUGCACUCGGCAGAAUUGAACGUUACGAAAUUCUUAAUGUACUUGAAUUCACCUCAACACGCAAGCGUAUGUCGGUUAUUGUCCGUACGCCGAGUGGUGAGAUUAAACUCUAUUGUAAAGGUGCUGAUACAGUUAUCUAUGAACGUCUCUCGCCGGAUGGUCAAAUGUAUCGUGAUACCACUUUACAUCAUUUGGAAGAAUUUGCUUCGGAGGGCUUACGUACCCUCUGCUGUGCUGUCUCGGUGAUACCUGAAGAUGUGUACAAUGAGUGGAAGGAGACGUAUCACAAGGCUUCGACGGCAUUGCAGUAUCGUGAGCGUAAAGUGGAAGAUGCUUCGAAUUUGAUUGAGAAUAAUCUGAUAUUAUUGGGUGCAACAGCUAUUGAAGAUAAACUGCAAGAAGGUGUGCCAGAGACGAUAGCAUCAUUGCUGGAGGCGGGCAUUUAUAUAUGGGUGCUAACGGGCGAUAAGCAGGAGACGGCGAUCAAUAUUGGUUACUCAUGUAAAUUGAUUUCACACUCAAUGGAUAUUAUUAUACUCAACGAGGGUAGCUUGGAUGCCACACGUGAUAUUAUUCAUCGCCACGUGGACGAGCUGAAGAGCUCCGACAUGAAGGAAUGCAAUGUGGCGUUGGUAAUCGACGGGCAAACACUGAAAUAUGCAUUAAGCUGUGAUUUGAAGCAGGAAUUCUUGGAACUCUGCUUGGUAUGCCGCGUAGUGAUCUGUUGUAGGGUCUCGCCCAUGCAAAAAGCGGAGAUCGUUGAAUGCGUCACCCAAGCGACCGGUGCCGUUACACUAGCCAUCGGUGAUGGCGCUAACGAUGUGGCGAUGAUACAAAAAUCUCAUGUUGGUGUUGGCAUUUCAGGCGUUGAAGGUCUGCAAGCGGCUUGCGCCUCUGAUUAUUCCAUAGCACAAUUUCGUUAUUUGAAACGUUUGCUGUUGGUGCAUGGCGCAUGGAAUUAUAGCCGCAUAACGAAGCUGAUACUCUACAGUUUCUAUAAGAAUGUUUGCUUGUAUGUGAUUGAACUGUGGUUUGCCAUCUAUUCGGGUUGGUCGGGUCAAAUUCUAUUCGAACGUUGGACUAUUGGUUUGUAUAAUGUUAUGUUUACCGCUUUGCCACCAUUUGCGCUUGGACUCUUCGAUAAGGUUUGUUCGGCGGAGACGAUGUUGAAAUAUCCACAAUUGUAUAAGCCAUCACAAGAUGCCAAACUGUUUAAUGUAAAAGUGUUUUGGGUGUGGAUAUUGAAUGCGUUGUCGCACUCUGUGUGGCUCUUCUGGCUGCCGAUGUUGAUGACUCGCGAGUCGGUGUGGUCCGAUGGCAAGACGAGUGAUUACCUCUUUUUGGGCAAUAUUGUGUACACGUAUGUCGUGGUAACAGUUUGCCUCAAAGCAGGUCUCAUCACCAAUUCUUGGACUUGGAUGACGCAUGCUUCAAUUUGGGGUUCUAUAGCGAUGUGGUUCGUGUUUAUGGUCAUUUAUAGUAACUUUUGGCCUACGAUUAUGUUAGCGCCAAUCUUUUUGGGCAUGGAUCGUAUGGUAUUUUCAACAAUCGUUUUCUGGCUGGGCCUGUUACUUAUACCAAUAACGACGCUGUUGCCGGAUAUUCUCUUAACAAUCGUACAUAAUACUGUAUUCAAAUCACUCACAGAGGCCGUACGUGAGUCAGAGAUACGUCGUUAUGAUCCUGAAAAUGUGAUACGAGAAUCGAAGACAUCACUCAGUGAAACUGCGAGACUGCUACGUAGCGUUUUUACGCGUCGUGCCAAUACCAGAGUCGAAACGGAACUAGAAUUGUCGCACGGUUACGCAUUCUCACAAGAGGAAGGUGGCGCAGUCCCACAAUCGGUCGUUAUACGCGCGUACGACACGAACUUGCCGAAACCGGAGGGCAAUUAAACGAUUGAAAUGAGUUCGAAAAUGCGAAAAGGUGGUUUAAGGGGAAAGAAUGCAACUGAUCAUGGAGUUGGGCAGUCAAAGUAAGCUCUGCGCAUAUGUGGAUGGAAACACUGUGAAGAAAUAUGAAAUACAAGAAAAUUUGAAAAUUUGAGGAAAUUUUGCAACCGAAUAAAAAUGAAUUAAAAGAGAAUGGAAGAGCAUUAGAAAAAUUGAACGUAAGAGAAGAAAUCGCUAUUGGAAAUGACUUAAGAGACGAAGUAGCAAAAAACUGAAGCUUUUCGCUUUCUCUGAAACAGUAUAUAACAAAACUUUCCUAAAAAAAAAAAUAAAUAAAUAAAUAA